AUGUCACAGCGAGUUUCUCAAAUUGCUAGCCACUUGUCUGGUCCUGCCCCUCUCCUCAAGGGCCAGGUCGCCAUCAUCACCGGCGCCGGUCAGGGUAUCGGCGCAGCUACUGCCAAGCUCUUUGCUAGCCAUGGCGCCCACGUCGUCGUUUCCGACCUGGACGCCAAGAAGUCCGAGGAUGUGGUUUCCCAAAUCAACAAGGCCGGCGGCUCUGCCAUCGCCCUCGCUGGUAACGUCAUGGACAAGGACUUUGGCGAGCGUGUCGUCAAGGCUGCCGUCGACAAGUGGGGCAAGCUCAACAUCAUUGUUAACAACGCCGGAUUCACCGCCGACAAGAUGGCCCACACCACCGACGAUGCCACCUUCCAGCUCAUGCUCGACUGCCACAUUACCGCUCCCUUCCGCAUCAUCCGUGCUGCUGCCCCGUACUUCCGCAUCAAGGACGAGAGCAAGCGCGAAAACAUGGCCAUUGUCAACGUCUCAUCCACCUCAGGCACGCAUGGUAAUGUCGGCCAGGUCAACUACUCGGCGGCCAAGUCCGGCGUGUUGGGUCUGACCAAGACCAUGUGCAAGGAAUGGGGUCCGUUUGGUGUGCGUGUCAACUGCGUCGCUUUUGGCUGGAUCAACACGCGUCUCACCCAGGCCAAGGAGGCCGGCGCCUCCAUCGAGAUCGACGGCAAGAAGAUCGCACUCGGUAUUCCAGGUCGUCCCGCUGCUGGUGAUGACAAGCAGAAUGCCGUCACUGCUGUCGCCGACAUUCCUUUGCGCAGGCCUGGUGACGCUGAGGAGGCGGCUGCUUCCAUCCUCUUCCUGGCCAGCCCUCUCGCUUCGUAUGUUUCCGGUCAGAUCCUUGAGGUCACCGGUGGUCGAGGUAUCUAA
Messenger RNA from Sporisorium graminicola, 879 nucleotides. RefSeq lists its product as uncharacterized. The record is from RefSeq and is a predicted model, not a curated record. Lineage: Eukaryota; Fungi; Basidiomycota; Ustilaginomycetes; Ustilaginales; Ustilaginaceae. Gene Ontology annotation, molecular function: oxidoreductase activity, acting on the CH-OH group of donors, NAD or NADP as acceptor. The transcript is spliced from 2 exons. The coding region runs from base 1 to 879 and encodes 292 amino acids.